Girardinichthys multiradiatus is the source of this 2653-nucleotide messenger RNA. RefSeq names its product P2Y purinoceptor 14-like. Gene Ontology annotation, cellular component: membrane. The transcript is spliced from 4 exons. Lineage: Eukaryota; Metazoa; Chordata; Actinopteri; Cyprinodontiformes; Goodeidae. Gene Ontology annotation, molecular function: G protein-coupled purinergic nucleotide receptor activity. Gene Ontology annotation, biological process: G protein-coupled receptor signaling pathway. Bases 502 to 1500 code for a protein of 332 amino acids. The record is from RefSeq and is a predicted model, not a curated record.
ACUGCCCGGACACCUUAAAAUGACUCACCCAAAAAACUGAGAUAAAUGAGACAACAGAGCAUGUUGAUUGUUUUCUGUCACAAACAGAAAAGUUUCACACUGUGGUGUGAACCGGAAUCAUGAUUUAGGAUGCUGUUUUCAUGCAGACCUUCAGCACAUCCACAUUCAGCACUGUAGUCUGACCCGCUGUAGUCAGCAGCAGUUUUUGUGGUUUCUACUGCAUUAAAAAAGCAACUGAUGUAAAGGAAGUCUUACUAAUUGCAGCACCACAAAUGCUGCUGUUUCUGUGCAGCUCAACCUCAGAUCAGAUUCUGCAGAUUUUGAGACCAACCUGUGUAUGUUCACAUUUGAACUUGAUGCAUUUCAGUGAAGCAGAAACAACUAUCGUUUUCUGAGGUUCAGCUCUGUUGGAUGGAACAUAGUUGACCCAGAAGAACCAAGAACGACCUUCAAUUCCCAAGCUCUGUUGGAUAAAACGUGGCUGACCCAGAGGAAUCAGUGAUGACCUCCAACAAGUCCACCAACCAGACGCUCUGUGAUCCUGUCAGCACAUCAUCUCUCCCCGCCUUUAUAUUCCUCUACAGUCUGGUGUUUCUGGUGGGUUCGAUCCUCAACAGCUUCACCUUGUGGUUCCAGUUCUGCAGAGCUCAAAAAAACAUCUCUAAGAGCUGGAUGAUCUACCUGAAAAACCUGAUAGCGACUGACUUCCUGCUCUGCCUCACACUGCCCCUCCGCAUCGCUGACUACGCAGACAAGUCUGUCACUGUUCACCUGUUCUACUGCACCUUUGGAGCCCCCAUCUUCUAUCUCAACAUGUACACCAGUAUCCUCCUUAUGGGCUACAUCGCCGCCAGCAGGUACAUGAAGAUCUUUCAUCCUUUGAGGACUUCCUUCUUGAUGACUGCACGAGCUGCACGCAGCAUCUCAGUGACCACGUGGGUUUUCUUCCUGGUUCCACUACCUGUAUACAUCAUCUUGAUGCUGGGCACCAAAAGAACUUCUCCUCCUGCCAGAACAUGUGAUGUUCUCCUCAGUGAACCAGCCCAACAGCUCUACAUAUUUAUUCAUGCUGCUGCUUUCGUCGUCUUCCUGUCAGUGCUCUUCUCGCUGGUCUUCUUCUACUACAGCAUAUCCCGCAGGGUGUUGCAGAUUCAGCAGAGGCGUCUGGGCUCCUUCAACUCCAAGAAGCUUGUGACGUCUCGCAGGAAUGUGUUGGUGUUGGUCAGUGUCUUCUGCAUUUGCUUCGUUCCUUAUCACGUGGUUCGACUUCUGUACGUCAUACUUCGAGGACAAUGUUCAGUGGUGUUGUACUACCUGAAGGAGGUGACCAUCUUAAUAUCAGUUUUCAAUAUCUGUCUGGAUCCUCUUAUUUAUGUUUUUCUUUGUAAGGACUUCAGGGCUCAGCUGAACCUGCAGCAGAUGUUCUCCACUACAAAAGACUCAAGUCUCUCAGUCUCAGAGGCUGAGGACAGAUCAGACAACCAACCGACCCAGCAGUGAUGACGUGGUUUCUGCUCGCUCUGUUGAAUUUCAUCAUUAAUUAAAAGGCCGUGUUCAAAGAAAAAGCAGUGGAGUUCAGACGGCUUAUUUAAGGCUGAGAGCAGAUAAUGUUGUCCAUGCAGGUCGUAGCGCUUCCUUACUGAGAAUCCAAAUGGGUCGUUCCAGAACGGGGUUAGAAAACAGCAAACUUUCAUUAAAAGCUGACUGAAGAGGGAGAAACAUAUAAAGAUUCAGCUCCAGGGUCACCAGAGAAGGACUACAACAAUUGUCUGCAGCCCUGGUCCUCAGAGCCCAGGUGUCUCUGGUCCAGGACAACUGAUUCAAAUGACUGCAUUAAAUACUUGUAGAACGCCCUCUCGAACAAGGAUGAGACUUUACUGAUGGUUUUAUGAGAUUUUAUUCCUUUUAAAUCUUGUUCCAUUCUGUGAAUCACUGAGCUGCAACACAUAUAAAUAUAUGUAACUAAGUUUGCAUCAUUCCAGUCUUCAGUUUAUGCAAACAUAUCAACAGACAAAUACUCUUGAAUUUUAAAUGCUUAAAUCAAUGGACCUUUGGCCUCUCCGGAGGGCUGCCAGUAUAAAAUAAUGUUCACCGUGGCUCCGUGUGAAACUUAUGCCGUACUUGUGGAAAACAUGCCACCUUCUGUACAACUGCGUUAGACAGGAAGUAAGUUCAAAAUAAAAGCAUGCAGCUCAAAAACAGGAAGUCAACGACCUCAUUCAGAAACUUCAAACAAAAAUGGAACACUUUCUAAUUUGCUGUCCCAAAAUAAGCUUAUGGUUAUUUCCACUACUCAUAUACCAUCAAGUGCUACAGAAGCAUGUUAAUCACCCAUUCAUUUAAGUCAGGUGUGCUGCAAAAGAGAAACACUUAAAGCAUGCAGGAAAGUGGUCCCUGAGGACCAGGUUUGGGGCCUCUCUGGUCUACAGUUAUCUAUGAAUUUUGCAUUCUCCAUUCACUGGCAUAAAGACAAACAGAAAAACAUUUCAUGGACUGAUGAAAGCAGGAUUGUUGACAUGAAUAUUUUUGUAAUUUAUGGUUCUGUUUUCCCAUUGGUUUAUUGUACGUCACGUGACAUGUCUAAAUGAAUGCACCUGUGUGAAAUAAAUGUGUGUGUGCUCCUUAAACAAUGGGAGAAAUACCACGGAGCCGA